This is a messenger RNA of Gasterosteus aculeatus aculeatus (three-spined stickleback), 3749 nucleotides long. It is a transcript of the gene gtpbp2a, whose product is annotated as GTP binding protein 2a. Gene Ontology annotation, biological process: translational elongation. The record is from RefSeq and is a predicted model, not a curated record. NCBI's taxonomy places the organism in Eukaryota, Metazoa, Chordata, Actinopteri, Perciformes, Gasterosteidae. Gene Ontology annotation, molecular function: GTPase activity; GTP binding; translation elongation factor activity.
ACCUGGCCAGGCGGGCGGAGUUUACUAUUGUGCAUAUCAGAAAACAGGACCGCUCACUUGCACUCUCCAGCUGAGCAAAUCAAGCACGCCCCCUGACAUGUAGGACUGUGACGUAGAACACCGCACACUGAUCGCUAGUUUCGGACGGUGCUGUUAUUGUUCGGUUUGAAUAGUUUGCCCCGGCGGUCGGUGCGUUUGUUUUUUUUAUUUUUGGGGGGCUAGUAAGCAACCAUUAGCUGGCUAAUUCCACCUCAAACACCACCUCCCGCAUGCCUGGACCGACGUUCAUUUCAACGGAGCAGUGCUUUUCAUGUAGUGGCACAAGUUAAGGUCCCAUAUAAGCCGAUGGAUGCGCGGGUGUCGGAGUUAUUUGACUCAGGAAAUGGAUCUCACGGCGGUGCGUCCAACGUCAAGCAAGGAAACGACUACGCGGUGGCACACAAAAAAGCUUGUGUCAAGAACAAAAAGAUAUCCAAGGCUCGACUCUCACGCAACUUCAAACCAAACAAUAACGCCCCGUAUCUACCUCCGGAGGCCGAAGAGGGAAACAUAGAGUACAAGCUGAAGCUGGUGAACCCCACGCAGUACCGCUUGGAGCACCUGGCCACACAAAUGAAAUGGCGGCUGCAGGAGGGUCGAGGGGAAGCCGUCUACCAAAUCGGCGUUGAGGAUAACGGAAUGCUGGCGGGGCUUUCAGAGGAGGAUUUGAGGACAUCACUGACGACGCUGCAUAAGCUGGCAGAGAAGGUUGGCGCCGACAUCACUAUUCUGCGAGAGCAAGAGGUGGACUAUGACUCUGAUGUGCCUCGAAAGAUUGCUGAAGUACUCAUUCGCAAAGUACCAGAUGAUCAGCAGUUCUUGGACUUGCGAGUGGCUGUACUGGGUAAUGUGGACUCGGGCAAGUCCACUCUGUUGGGGGUUUUGACGCAGGGCGAGCUGGACAAUGGACGAGGGAGAACGAGGCUAAACCUCUUCAGACAUCUACAUGAGAUCCAGACUGGACGCACAUCAAGCAUUAGCUUUGAGAUCCUUGGCUUUAAUAGUAAAGGAGAGGUUGUGAAUUACAGCGAGUCUCGGACAGCAGAGGAGAUUUGUGAAAGUGCCUCUAAAAUGAUCACAUUCAUUGAUCUGGCCGGUCACCACAAGUACCUUAAGACCACCAUCUUCGGCCUCACCAGCUACUGCCCGGAUUUCGCUAUGCUGGUCGUCAGCGCAAAUACUGGCAUUGCUGGAACGACGCGGGAGCAUCUCGGACUCGCCAUGGCCCUGAAGGUGCCCAUCUUCAUCGUCAUCAGCAAGGUGGACCUCUGCACGCGCGCCACAGUGGAGCGCACCGUGCGGCAGCUGGAGCGCGUCCUGAAGCAGCCGGGCUGCAACAAGGUGCCCAUGGUGGUCGGCAGCACGGACGACGCCGUCACAGCAGCGCAGCAGUUUGCCCAGUCACCAAGCAUCACGCCCAUCUUCACCUUGUCCAGCGUCUCCGGCGAGAGUCUUGACUUGCUCAAGGUCUUCUUCAACAUCAUCCCUCCGCUCAGCAACAGCAAAGAGCAAGAGGAGCUUAUGCAACAGCUAACUGAGUUUCAGGUGGACGAGAUCUACACGGUGCCAGAGGUGGGGACCGUGGUGGGAGGCACUCUGUACAGCGGCAUUUGCCGUGAAGGGGAUCAUCUUGUUGUAGGGCCAACCGACUCCGGCCAUUUCAACAUUUUGACCAUCGGGAGCAUCCAAAGGAACCGCUCGGGGUGCCGGGUGCUCCGGGCCGGCCAGGCCGCCACCCUCGCCCUGGGAAGCUUUGAUCGCUCUCUACUACGCAAGGGCAUGGUGAUGGUGAGUCCAGAGAUGGAUCCCACCAUCUGCUGGAUGUUUGAGGCUGAGAUUGUGCUGCUCUUCCAUGCGAAGACCUUCCACAAGGGCUUCCAGGUUACUGUGCACAUUGGCAACGUGAGACAGACCGCCACAGUGGAAGCCGUAUACGGCAAGGAGGAGCUGAGGACGGGGGAGAAAGCAGUGGUUCUCUUCAAGUUCAUCAAGCACCCAGAAUACCUGAAGGUGGGAGCCAAGGUGCUCUUCAGAGAGGGCGUGACCAAAGGUAUCGGCCACGUCACCAAGUUGCAGCCCAAGGCCCACUACCAGCUAUCCCAAAGCGAGGAUGACGAGGCCUAAAGUUUCUUGGAGAAAGCCAGAAAACGCCGUCCCGUCCCCAAAAACCAGGUGCUUUAUGAACCUCCCGCUUCCUCGGAAGGCGCCUCUGUCCUGCUCCCUGCACAGUAAAGUCCUGUCACAGAAGAACGUUGUUGAAGCGACCUUUUCUCCAGCCUUGUUGUCACCAUCCUCCUCAGUCUCCCCUCCAGCCACCUCUGUAACACCUUCUCCCAGCAACAUCUGCCCAAGUGAUAUUGAGUGUCAAGAACACACGCUGGCUACUGACUACGCGGCUACGUUGAAGUGCUGAUCCCUGUUCACACCUAAACGCACGCACACACAGUCGCACUGAAGCACAACAACAACAACAUGCCAGCGUCGAUAUACCUUCGGCAGACAAUCGUUUACAAUCAGGUGCGAGCGCGCGGUCCUCGGACAUCAAGGCGUACCGCCACCGACCAGCGUUGUGCCCAAACUGGGAAGCGUAAGCCUCGCCGUGUUUUAACGCGCCGCCCUCGUCUAAGUAAUGAAGUGAGGUGAUGGUAAAUCUCAGUUCCUCAGCUCGUCGGCCGAGCACAAGCUGAACCUCCUCGUCUCGAGUCAUUUUAAAGCUCACCGGCGCACUCGCCGAACGAGGAGAGUAGUCGAACUAGACCCAGUUUGUACGUCGGCCUGCCAGGGUAACUCAAGAUUGGCGAUAACCGGCGAAGUGGUUCCCUUGUGCCACCAAUGCCCGUCAGAAUAAUGUUUUUUAAAUUGUUUUUAUUCACAAAUAAUGCCUCCCGAGUGCAGUGGGAUGGUACUGAUCUCGCCACCAGUGUCUUCAAGUGCUUUAGUUCCUCAGGUCAGUCUAGAUAGCGUGACAGACGGCAUUCCCCUCUCACACGGCGCUUUCUGUUGCUUACGUAUGGGGGGGGGGGUCGGCGGGGAGGCAACGGGGUACCUCCCUAAGAAAUGUUAGAACCCAGAUUAUAUAGUACGCAAAGCUGCUUUUUUUCUAAAGGAAAUUAUGUUUGUCGUCUCUUUGUUCCAGUUACUGAUGUCACUAAGUCUGAGGGGGUUUUACUCAGUGCCUAAGCUACUGUUUGAGUACCAUCACGCCCCCGAGAUGUACGACUCAGUACAGAAACGGUGCUGGUGCUACUCCUCAAAAACAGCUUUUGAUAUUUACAGGACAACGAAUGUUAAUUACUUCUGUGUUCAUGUCUUCUUAUAGCCGGUUGUUCCACUAACAGCAAUGAGUGUGAGCCACGUUUUGUUGCGCCGGUGUUGUUGCGGUUAUGCACAUUUUCUGUGCAUCUAAGAGGAAAAAAAGAACACAUUUCAACCAAAAUGUAUAUAGCGUUUCUAAAAAGUAUCAGGUUUGUUCCUUUGCAGCUGAGAAGUAUUUUAUAGAUUUUUUUGUAGUUCCAGAUUUUAUGAUGUAAUAAACGCUUUCAUGUUCUUCUUAAUGACAAACACGCUUUCACAUUUUUGAAAUCCCAUUUAAUACUGUUUCUGUUAAAAUGUGUAUUUUUUGUAUCUUUUAUGGGUGAACUGCAAUCCUUAUGUACAGAUCUAAUUUGUGUAUCAUGUUGUACAUGAAUUAAAGUUUUAUUGUCUCAUUA